CGUUUUGUGUGUUUUUGGGUCCAAUAUGUUGAUAGAGUACGUCACACUGAAAAGAAAUAUAGAUAUAGUCAGGUUAUAUACAGUAGGUGAUAAUAUGCUGGGAAAAAAUAGAAUAAAAUAAAAUAUAGUAUAAAUAAAAUCAGAAAUAUUAAAAAACAGACUAUUAAAAAUAGACUCAAGACUCUUAAGGUUAAUGCCGCUCAACUCACCUUGCGACCAUGUUCGAUCUUUUUUCUUUCUGCAACUAAAAGCUCAAUUAUUGUGAUUAUUUUGAUUAAUCGUUUAUGAUUUAUUCGAAUUAAAACGAGUAAAUAUCUCAAUGUCUUUGAUCUUUGAUCUAAUUGCAGUGAGCACCCCUAAUUUCGCUGAUUUAUUGCUGAUAAUCACUCACAAUGGAAACCAAUCAAAAAUGUGGGGAUGGACUGACUGGGACGCAGAAAGAGGCCUCACUGCGCUCUCUCAUCCAGCGCACUGGAUACCAGUUACACCAGGAAAAUGGCCAGAGGAGAUACGGAGGUCCACCACCUGGCUGGGAAGGGCCACCACCCGAGAGGGGCAGUGAGAUCUUCGUGGGCAAAUUACCCCGGGACCUGUUUGAGGACGAACUGGUGCCGCUCUGCGAACAAUUCGGAAAAAUCUAUGAAGUUCGGAUGAUGAUGGAUUUCAACGGCAACAAUCGCGGUUACGCUUUCGUCACCUUCGGCACCAAACAAGAAGCCAAGAACGCCAUGAAGCAACUCAACAAUUAUGAAAUUAGGAACGGGCGUCUCCUGGGCGUGUGUGCCAGCGUGGACAACUGCCGCCUGUUCGUGGGAGGAAUCCCCAAGACCAAGAAGAAGGAGGAGAUCCUGGCGGAGAUGAGGAAGGUGACCGAGGGCGUGGUGGAGGUGAUCGUUUACCCCAGCGCAGCCGACAAGAACAAGAACCGAGGGUUCGCCUUCGUGGAGUACGAGAGCCACCGCGCCGCCGCCAUGGCCAGGAGGAAACUGCUGCCAGGUCGGAUUCAGCUGUGGGGCCACGCCAUCGCCGUGGACUGGGCGGAGCCAGAGGUGGAGGUGGACGAGGACACCAUGUCGACCGUGAAGAUCCUCUACGUCAGGAACCUGAUGCUGGCCACAACCGAAGAAACCAUCGAGAAGGAGUUUAACUCCAUUAAACCUGGUGCAGUCGAGCGGGUGAAGAAGAUCAGGGACUACGCUUUCGUCCACUACUCCCAGAGAGAGGACGCCCUGACCGCCAUGACGGCGCUGAACGGAAAGGUGGUCGACGGCUCCCCCAUCGAGGUGACGCUCGCCAAACCGGUGGAUAAGGACAGUUACGUGCGGUACACCCGCGGCACCGGGGGGCGAGGGGCGGCCCUGCUGCAGGGCGACUACACCUACACGCUGGGUCAGGUGUACGACCCGUCGGCUGCCUACCUCGGCGCACCCGUGUUUUACGCCCCGCACGCUUACACGGCGCUGCCCGGUCAGUUCCGCUUCCCCGCGGCGAAGGGUCACGUGGGGACGCGCGGCAUGGUGCGCCCGCCUUCAGUCAGAGAAAUUUACAUGAAUAUGCCUGUAGGGGCGGCGGGGGUGCGCGGACUCGGCGGGCGGGGCUACCUGGCCUACGCGGGCGUGGGCCGCGGCUGCCCCGCCUAUCAGCUAAAGACGGACAAACAACCCGACGACAAACUGUACGACCUGCUGCCGGGCAUGGAGCUCACGCCCAUGAACCCUGUAACGCUGAAACCACAGGGCAUCAAACACGCUCCCCAGAUCCUGGAGGACGUUUGUCAGAAGAAUAACUGGGGGCAGCCGAUGUACCAGCUUCACUCGGCCAUCGGACCUGAUCAGAGACAACUCUUCCUCUAUAAGGUCACCAUCCCCGCCCUGGCCACCCAGUACCCCAACAUACACCCGUUCACGCCACCCAAGCUGUGCACGGCGGUAGACGAGGCUAAAAUCCACGCCGCGGAGCACACGCUUCAGAUUCUGGGUCUGCACACAGAGGGCGCCGAUGCCUCCGCUGCUGCCGCCGCUGCCGUGGCAUUCCAAGGUUACGCCAUAGCCAACACCACCGUCGCUGCCACCCAGCUCAAACAGGCCGUGACUUUGGGUCAGGACCUGACCGCUUACGCCACCUACGACGGCUACCCGGCGUUCGCCAUCGCCACCCGCGGAGACGCUUACGGCGUGUUUUAGUCCCGGCUGUCGUCUCCGUACGGUCUGAAGUGCCAGAACAUUUUAUAGAAUUUUUUACAGGUGUAUAUAGGGCUCGUAUGAAUUUAAAGCUUUAUGUUAUUGAAAUGUAGGUCCUCCACGUCACCCCCACAUAACACAAAUCCGCCAAAACUUUAGGACCACCCCCCACCCCUAAAACAUCCAUCAGAACAAUCGUGCAUGUGACUGUCCGGGAUUCAAACCCUGGGUGGAUGAUCAGCAUAAAUCAUUUUGACCGAAAUAUCACGGGGUGUCACGGGCAGCAGUGGUCCGAGGAGGGACGAGCCACCAACCGCCGCCAGGAGGCUGGGCAUCCAAGUCGUUGACUCCACAAGACAGAAAGGCUACGACGACUGGUACAGACCAACCUGAAAGAUCCUAAAAGAUUGCUAAUGUUUUGGUCCAUCGUUGUAAAAACAAGGUUAAAAAUUAUAAAUAAAUGAAAAAACAGCCCGUGUUUUAUAUUUGAUUGAUUAAGCACAGUGUAUCAGCAUAUAAAAUACAAUAAACAGCCUUAACAUUAAUAUAUAUAUUUUAUAUUUAAAGUCUGUGCUCAUUUUUUGAUUAUUUACUUUAACAGAAUAUCUAACACACGCUGUACGACCAAAAGUAUUCGGACACCUGAUCGUGUGCUUGUCCCGAUACUUUUGUUCGUAUUGUGAACCAUGUUUCCUGUUCUUGUUGUUCUUGUUGUUCGUGUUUUAUUUUUAUUUUACUUUAUUUUUGAACGUUUUAAAGAUUCCAGCUGGUCGUUGGUUGGACUCCUACAGCAGUGACAGUAUUAAAGUGUGUUCAGCACUUACAACUUAUUUUUAUACCUGAAUUCAGACACUGUUUGUUUUAGGAUCAUAAAAAUCAUCCGUCUCCUGGACUGGCAUUAAAAUAAUAAUAAUAAUAAUAAUAAUAAUAAUAAUAAUGAUGAUGAUAGUAAAUCAGACUGGGAGGGUGACUGGGAGGUUUGUCAAUUCGAAACAUCACUGAGCUCCCAAUUGUGAUGAACAGACUGAAGCUGAUGAUUAAAAUGUGCUUUUAAUAAAAUUUGGUUCAAUUCUGAAA
This is a messenger RNA of Trichomycterus rosablanca, 3257 nucleotides long. RefSeq names its product apobec1 complementation factor (gene a1cf). The record is from RefSeq and is a predicted model, not a curated record. The transcript has 11 exons. Gene Ontology annotation, molecular function: mRNA binding. Bases 393 to 2183 code for a protein of 596 amino acids. Gene Ontology annotation, cellular component: nucleus. NCBI's taxonomy places the organism in Eukaryota, Metazoa, Chordata, Actinopteri, Siluriformes, Trichomycteridae.